AUGGCGGACGAUCUCAAAGUUGAGGGAACGCCAGGGUUCAAGGUUGGUGAGAAGAAGACAAUCGAUGAGUACCAGAAACUAGAUCAGGAAGAUGAGGCUCUCAAUCGAUGGAAGGCAUCUCUUGGUCUCGGUCAAGGUCAAACCGUCGCCGAUCCCAAUGAUCCCCGAUUAUGCGUGAUCAAGUCACUGGCUCUUGAGGUGGCGGGACGACCAGACAUCACCAUUGACCUCUCCGCCCCUGGCGCCGUUGAGUCUCUCAGAUCGAAACCUUUCACCAUCAAGGAAGGAUGCACGUACGAAAUGAAGGCGUCCUUCGUGGUACAGCACCAAGUCCUCUCAGGCCUGAAGUACGUCCAGCAGCUCAAGCGCAAGGGCAUUCCUCUAGGCAAGGAUCAGGAGAUGAUCGGCAGCUACUCUCCCAACACGACAGAUCGUCCGACCUACACCAAGAAAUUCGCUCCGGAAGAGGCUCCUAAAGGCAUGAUGGCUCGAGGUCACUACGAGGCGGUCUCAAAGUUCAUUGACGACGACAACACCGAGCAUCUCAAGUUCGAGUGGAGUUUUGACAUUGCAAAGGACUGGAAAUGA
Messenger RNA from Cyphellophora attinorum, 588 nucleotides. Its product is annotated as Rho GDP-dissociation inhibitor. Gene Ontology annotation, molecular function: Rho GDP-dissociation inhibitor activity; protein binding. Gene Ontology annotation, cellular component: cytosol; cytoplasm; membrane. Gene Ontology annotation, biological process: Rho protein signal transduction. Lineage: Eukaryota; Fungi; Ascomycota; Eurotiomycetes; Chaetothyriales; Cyphellophoraceae. The transcript has 3 exons. The coding region runs from base 1 to 588 and encodes 195 amino acids. The record is from RefSeq and is a predicted model, not a curated record.